UCAUCAGGUAGUGGUGAUGCUCGUCGACGACAACCACCACCACCUGGUUUUCGAGAUGAUUUUACAAAUUAUGGAAACAAUGGAGCAGAUUGUCAUACUAAUCAACGACAAAAUGCUGCUGGAGGUGGUGCAACCAAUUUUUUAACUGGUGCUGCACUUGGAGCUUUAGGUGGUUAUGUAUUCGGCAAUCGACGAGGUAAUAAUAAUAAUCAAUAUAUGCCUAAUACAGCAAAUACUGGUUGGUUUGGUGGUGGAACAACAACUAAUACAAAUCGACAUAGUCCAUCACCAUCAUCAGGUGGUACUCAUACUAGCAGUGGUUUUGGUGGAACUACUCGUCGUUAA
This is a messenger RNA of Adineta steineri, 345 nucleotides long. Lineage: Eukaryota; Metazoa; Rotifera; Eurotatoria; Adinetida; Adinetidae. The record is from the annotation of a GenBank genome assembly.